AACCAACUGUUCCUACUCAUACACGAAUCAUCAAUUUUAGAAACAUUACUACUUUUUUUGUCAACAAUAAAGAUUUAUUUAAAAAAAUUAGAUUUAUGCUAAAUAAAAUUAGUUUUUUCCCGAAUCAUUCUUUCCUUCUUCUUUAAUUCUCCUGUCGUUGUUUCCUUUCAAGAAAAAGAGAGAGGAAAUAACGUCCGUCUGAAGCUUUCCGGCGAAAUUCAAGAUCCAAAUCUCGGCAAUGUCGACGUUCUCGCCAUCGUUGGCCGUCCUCUCUCUGAUUCUUCUGAGCCUAUCUCUGGUUUCAUCGACGGAGAUUAACAAGGGAGGAGAGAUUCGAUUACCUUCGGAGAAGACCAACGGCGAAUUCUGCGGGAAAACGUCUAAACCGGCUUCGUGUCCGGUUAAGUGUUUUAGGGCUGAUCCGGUUUGCGGAGAAGACGGCGUUACGUACUGGUGCGGUUGUGCAGAUGCUUUGUGCCAUGGCGUUCGUGUCUCUAAACCGGGUGCUUGUGAUGUUGGUAAUGGCGUUGGGUUGUCUGUUCCUGGACAAGCUCUGCUUUUGAUCCACAUUGUCUGGUUGAUGGCUCUUGGGUUUUCAAUCCUCUUCGGCCUCUUCUGAUUUUUUUUUUUUUUUUUUUUUUUUGUUGGUAGGUUUUGAGGUUGCAACGACUGAAUCUUUUUGUUGAUAAUCAUUGAUAUAAAAUGUUGAGUUUUAUUUCCUAAUUGAUGUGCAGAAAAAAAAAUGAUAUGUAUUGAUAUAUUACAAGAAAACUAUGAGAAAAGAUCAUUGUUUGGUUUGGUC
Brassica oleracea var. oleracea is the source of this 802-nucleotide messenger RNA. RefSeq lists its product as uncharacterized. The record is from RefSeq and is a predicted model, not a curated record. NCBI's taxonomy places the organism in Eukaryota, Viridiplantae, Streptophyta, Magnoliopsida, Brassicales, Brassicaceae. The transcript has a single exon. The coding region runs from base 239 to 619 and encodes 126 amino acids.